CUGUUAGCACGACCGCAUUUUCAUACCGGUUAAGGUGAUUGCAACGUGCUCCUGUCUUGUCAGCCAUGGCUUCUGAAGAACCUAAAGCAAAGAAACUUAAACUUUCAGAGGAGGAGAAGAAGGAGUCUCCGACCAAACAGACUCCUGUCAAACUAAGCGCUAAUUCACUCUUUGGAAUGGGAAACCCCUUAUUGGACAUCUCUGCUGUUGUGGACAAAAACUUCUUGGACAAGUACACUCUGAAACCCAAUGACCAGAUCCUGGCAGAGGACAAACACAAAGCGCUAUUUGAUGAGCUGGUGAAGUUGAAAGUUGAGUACCACGCUGGAGGAGCCACACAGAACUCUAUAAAGAUCGCUCAGUGGAUGAUCCAAGAACCCCAUAAUGUGGGCACGUUUUUUGGCUGCAUUGGCAAAGACAAGUUCGGAGAGAUCCUGAAGCAGAAGGCUGAAGAGGCCCACAUCGACGCCCACUACUACGAGCAAGAUGAGGAGCCCACAGGGUCGUGCGCCGCUUGCAUCACCGGAGAUAACAGGUCUCUGGUAGCUAACCUAGCUGCUGCUAACUGUUAUAAGAAGGAUAAACAUCUAGACCUGGAAGAAAACUGGAAGCUGGUGGAAAAAGCUAAAGUCUUCUAUAUUGCUGGUUUCUUCCUGACUGUCUCCCUGGAGUCCAUCCUGAAAGUGGCGAAGCACGCAUCUGAAAAUAACAAGAUAUUUUGCCUGAACCUCUCUGCGCCAUUCAUCUGCCAGUUCUUCAAGGACAACCUCAUGCAGGUUAUGCCCUACGUUGAUGUGCUGUUUGGCAAUGAGACGGAGGCAGCUGCAUUUGCUAAAGAGCAAGACUUUGAGACCAAGGACAUUAAGGAAAUUGCCAAGAAAGCCCAGGCUCUUCCCAAAGACAACACAAAGAGACAGAGGAUUGUAGUGUUGACCCAAGGGAAGGAUCAAACCGUUUUGGCCUCAAGUGACAAGGUCGAGACCUUCCCUGUACUGAAGAUUGACUCCAAGGACAUCGUUGACACAAACGGUGCAGGUGAUGCCUUUGUAGGAGGUUUCCUGUCUGAGCUGGUCCAGGAGAAACCUCUGCAUCAGUGCGUGAAGGCCGCACACUACGCCGCCAACGUCAUCAUCAGACGAGCAGGUUGUACCUUCCCAGAAAAACCUGAUUUCAACUGACACACUUCCGGACAACUUUUCCUUCAGCCCGCGGCCUCAUGCUCACCCUGCCAUACACAACUCUGACACAUAAGCUCCACUAUUUUCUACAAAUACUACCCUCAGUUCCUGUAAUGGUUUUUUUUUUUUUUUUUCAGCCACCCGUCCGUUAUUUUUCAAUCCAUCCACACGUAAAUUCUCACCAAUUGUUGGUUUGGUGCCCUGUCUCUGUGUCCUCCACAUGGUGCCACUAGAGGAUCAUGGGCCAAUACAAGGAUUUAUUCAUACAUAAAUGACCAUAAAGGACUCACAAUUACACCACAGCACUGGAUAAUUUUGGAUCUAAUAGAGAAAUCAUGCUUUCGUAGACAGGUUUUUGGGAUUGUUUCUCAAUGUAUUUUGGCUCCGACACUGCCAGCAUUUGCCGCACUGAAACCGAUCACACUCUGCUCCGAAUUCUCAAGUUGACGUCUCACAAGUCUGUUUUUUUUUUGUUUUUUUUCCUCUUCCUCCUUGAGACAGAAUCAAAGCGCAAGAGGCUGAUUCCACAAUGGGAAGGACACAUUAUACACAAACAGAGGAAUAAAGAAUAGUGUCAAAGGAGGUUUUUGGAUACGGCGUUGAAAACGUGCAGUAGUGAUUUGUUUUAGAUUUUUUUAAGAUUAAUAAUUCCUAAAUAUGUGUUGUUUAGUUUUUAAUUUAACAGGCCAGUUAUUAAAAACCAAAUGUCUUUAUUUUAAGUGCACACUUUUAAAUGCGUUGAAGCCUUUGCCCACGAUGUCCUGUGAUCACUGAUAAACGUCACCUGCAAUGUGUCAUUGAUACCCAGAAGUUACCUUCAGUGUCAGGAUUGUGGAAGUUUGUAUUGUUCGGGCAGGUGCUUCUAAUAACGAGUGCCUUUUUUUUCCUUUCCGUGUGUGUAAAUGUUGCUAAGUUGAAGUCUUGAUGAGCAGAGGCCUACAUGUGAACCUGUAUUUGUCUGUGCAGGGAAACUUGCAGGCUAGACCCGUGAUGGGCAACUAGUGGCUUGUGUGGCUGAAAAUGGACAUGUUACAUCUUUAAAAUGCAUGUAAGGUAGCUGGCAUUGUUGGAAAGAGAUCAUUAUAUUCGAAUGUUCUCUGUCAGAGGAAUACAGUGGGCAUUAAAAUUGACCUGUCCUGUGUACUACCUGAAUUAGUGGCCUGGUGUUGUUUCUGGGUGUGUCUUGAUCUUUUGCAACGUCAUAGAAAAUGCAACCCAGCUUCAGCUCUGUCAGCUUUCCUAAAUCAGACUUGAAUGGAGUGGAAAUACAUCAUCAGAUUUUAAUAUUUUUGUUGCUGCUGUUACCUGCUGCAAAUGGCAAAUGAAUGAAUUUGGGUGGGAAUCAAGGAUGUGAGCUAAAUUCAGCCUUAGACUUUGAUGCGAGACCAAACAUUUCAAACAACCUGAGUUUUGUGAUAUGUUGUGGUCUGUGCAACACACAAACAUGAAUUCAAAUAUUCUGAAUAUAAACAUACUGUAAAAUGUCAUCAUAGAAAAGAAACCUGUGCAGUUGUCUGAAUACUACAAGAGAUGUUUUGAAACUUGUGUAUCUGCUAGAUGUAAAAUAAUGUGUAUUGUCCCUCCAGUUAAUAGGCUGCUUCUUUAUUUUUUCAAAUACACCAAAAAGCCUCAUGUGACCUUUUUAUUACUGGUCUCAGCAAAACUCAAGUUGCACAUCUGUGCUAGACCGUGAUGCCUAAAACUGACAAAUAAAACUUACAAGGUUGAUCUUA
Seriola aureovittata is the source of this 2911-nucleotide messenger RNA. RefSeq names its product adenosine kinase a (gene adka). Gene Ontology annotation, molecular function: adenosine kinase activity. The transcript has 11 exons. Gene Ontology annotation, cellular component: cytosol; nucleus. Lineage: Eukaryota; Metazoa; Chordata; Actinopteri; Carangiformes; Carangidae. Gene Ontology annotation, biological process: purine ribonucleoside salvage. Bases 66 to 1178 code for a protein of 370 amino acids. The record is from RefSeq and is a predicted model, not a curated record.